AUGGGCGAUAAGGAGGGCGAAAUUCCGAAAGAAUACCGUGGCGUGCUUCCCGGAAACCCCAAACCUAAGAAACGGAGGAUAUUGUUCGAAGAGAGUCGCCGAGACAAUGGGACCGACUUUGAGCAGGAUGAUGAGCCUUUUGACAGAGAUGAAGAUGAAGAUGCAUUCGAAGAAUGGGAGAAUUGGAAAGAGUACGAACGUCUUCUGAGGAGGGCUCAUUUUGAGCUGGCUUCGAGGACUACGCCUCAGAGGACGGAAGCAGAGGCAACUCCUGCGGGGCAAGGUGUACCAUGCAUCAUCAAGGCCCAACUCCCCCAGACCUAUCAGGCUCAGGGUGUCUUUGAAGAUGGCCUUACAGGGAGAUUCAAGAGAGCCCGGAGUUCUGAGGAGGCAAUAGACAUGUCCAAAAGCAUGCUCGGGCGCCGUUUCAGGACAACAGAGACGGGCGACGGUCUCCUUGUUGAAAAGGUUUACGUCACCGAGAUGAUUAAAAGCCGUUGUAAAUGGCACCUGACAAUCACAUUUGACCGAGAAAGGUACUGUCCAGUCAUUAUCGCAUCGCGAACUGGCGGGGAAGCCUUAGAUCAAGAACAGCCCGAGAGAUUGCGUACAACCAAGUUCGGACUGACUGAAGGGAUCACUUCAGAAGUUGUCGACGAAGUCUCUAAAGUCCUCCAUGCAAGUCCCGCAGAGAAGGAGAACCUGAGAAGCGUCCUUCGGGGGUUGUGCCAGGUUUUCAAGAGCAAAGACGUAACUUCGCUCGAAGUUUACCCUAUCAUCAACGCCAUCGAUGAGACGAUUACCUGUGUCGACACCAAGAUUACCAUAGACGAUGCAGCUAGUAAGAGACAGGAGGACAUAUUUGCUCUGAGAGAUCGGGCGCAUGACGUUCCUGAAGAGGCGGAGGCCGAGAAAUACGGCUUGGUAUACGUCAAGAUGGACGGUAACAUCGGCAACGUGGUAAACGGUGCUGGGCUCGCGAUGGCCACCAACGACGCCAUCGCUCUUCAUGGCGGUGCCAGCGCAAACUUCCUGGACGCCGGUGGCCAAGCGACUAAGGAGACGAUGGUGAAGGCAUUUGAGAUCAUCCUGCGGGAUACCAGAGUCAAGACGAUUCUGGUCAACAUUUACGGCGGAAUCACUCGAGGUGACAUGAUUGCGGAGUCGAUCAUUGGCGCCGCGACCGAGUUGGGUCCAUUGAAGGUGCCCAUGGUCGUGCGGCUUCAGGGUACCAACUCCGAGCUGGGCCUGAAGAUGCUGGAAGACGCGAAACUGGGACUGCACACGGAGGCAGAUUUCGGCAAGGCAGCGCAGAAGGCCGUAGAGCUGGCUAGAUCCGCAACGUAG
Messenger RNA from Colletotrichum aenigma, 1347 nucleotides. Its product is annotated as Succinate--CoA ligase [ADP-forming] subunit beta. Lineage: Eukaryota; Fungi; Ascomycota; Sordariomycetes; Glomerellales; Glomerellaceae. The transcript is spliced from 4 exons. Gene Ontology annotation, molecular function: ATP binding; succinate-CoA ligase (ADP-forming) activity. The coding region runs from base 1 to 1347 and encodes 448 amino acids. Gene Ontology annotation, cellular component: succinate-CoA ligase complex; mitochondrion. Gene Ontology annotation, biological process: tricarboxylic acid cycle; succinyl-CoA metabolic process. The record is from RefSeq and is a predicted model, not a curated record.